This is a messenger RNA of Acipenser ruthenus (sterlet), 3960 nucleotides long. RefSeq names its product serine/threonine-protein phosphatase 2B catalytic subunit beta isoform-like. Gene Ontology annotation, biological process: calcineurin-mediated signaling. The record is from RefSeq and is a predicted model, not a curated record. The coding region runs from base 82 to 1785 and encodes 567 amino acids. The transcript is spliced from 14 exons. Gene Ontology annotation, molecular function: calmodulin binding; calmodulin-dependent protein phosphatase activity. Lineage: Eukaryota; Metazoa; Chordata; Actinopteri; Acipenseriformes; Acipenseridae. Gene Ontology annotation, cellular component: cytoplasm; calcineurin complex.
GGGAAUGCAUUUCUACCACAGUCAAUACACAGACCCCGCCAUGUUGAUCUGAGCUGCAGAUGCACACAUCUGUGUGUGUGCAUGUGUCUUGUCGUUUUACUCACCCGUCUCGGCUCUGGCACACAUUCACAGUGGCUCUAUGAAAAUAACCGAACAAGGUGUUGGAAGGGGGGCUGCCGUAGCGCCAAAAUACCCGAAGAUACAAACAGAAUACAAAUCUCAGACGGACCAUUCUUCUUUUUCAGCAUGUCCACUGAGGACGGAGUGCUCUCCACCACUGAACGGAUGAUAAACUCUGUGCCACUUCCACCAACGCACCGCCUGGCGUCUGCAGAAGUCUUCGAUGCUGAUGGCAAACCCAGGGUGGACAUUUUGAAAAAUCACUUAAUUAAAGAAGGACGGGUAGAUGAAGAAAUUGCACUUCGAAUUAUUAACGAAGGCGCUGAGAUCCUGCAAAGGGAGAAAACUAUGAUAGAAGUAGAAGCACCGAUCACAGUGUGUGGUGAUAUUCAUGGUCAGUUCUUUGACUUAAUGAAACUGUUUGAAGUGGGAGGAUCUCCGGCCAACACCAGAUAUCUCUUCCUUGGUGACUAUGUAGACCGAGGCUACUUCAGUAUAGAGUGCGUGUUGUAUUUGUGGGUGCUGAAGAUCCUAUAUCCUACCACGCUGUUCCUGUUAAGAGGCAAUCACGAGUGCAGGCACCUCACAGAGUAUUUUACGUUUAAACAAGAAUGUAAAAUCAAGUAUUCUGAAAGGCUCUAUGAUGCAUGCAUGGAUGCCUUUGACUGCCUUCCUCUUGCUGCACUGCUGAAUCGUCAGUUUCUCUGUGUUCAUGGUGGCCUUUCACCAGAAAUUCAAACUUUAGAUGACAUUAGAAGAUUAGAUAGGUUCAAAGAACCUCCUGCAUUUGGGCCAAUGUGUGAUCUGUUGUGGUCAGAUCCCUGUGAAGACUUUGGAAAUGAGAAGUCACCAGAACACUUCAUCCACAAUACUGUGCGCGGAUGUUCUUAUUGCUAUAGCUAUCCUGCAGUUUGUGAUUUUUUGCAAACCAAUAAUUUGUUAUCGGUUAUUAGAGCACACGAAGCUCAGGAUGCAGGCUACAGAAUGUACAGAAAGAGUCAAACUACAGGUUUCCCAUCAUUGAUUACAAUUUUUUCUGCACCCAACUAUUUAGACGUGUACAAUAACAAAGCUGCUGUAUUGAAAUAUGAAAAAAACGUGAUGAACAUUCGGCAGUUCAACUGUUGUCCACAUCCAUACUGGCUGCCUAAUUUUGUGGAUGUAUUUACGUGGUCACUUCCAUUUGUUGGAGAAAAGGUUACAGAGAUGCUGGUGAAUGUGCUAAGCAUCUGUUCAGACGAUGAAUUAACAACAGAGGGAGAAGAUCAAUUAGACGUAGGUAAAGCCGCAGCCAGAAAAGAAAUCAUCAGAAAUAAGAUCCGAGCGAUCGGCAAGAUGGCCCGAGCCUUCUCUGUUCUCAGAGAGGAGAGCGAGAGCGUGCUGACUCUGAAAGGGUUAACUCCGACGGGGAUGUUGCCGAGAGGAGUGCUGGCGGGAGGACGGCAGACCCUGGAGAGUGCCACAGUUGAGGCAGUAGAGGCUGAAGCAAUCCAAGGAUUCUCACCACAGCAUAAUAUCUGCAGUUUUGAAGAGGCAAAAGGCUUAGACAGGAUCAACGAGAGAAUGCCCCCGCGGAGAGGUGCUCUGCAGCAUGAUGAUGGUGUUAAUUUGGUACACACGCCAAAUGACAAUAACAUCGGGACAGGCAACAACCAUGCUCAGUGAUUUACCCCAUCCCCAAGCCCCCACCCCUUUUACCUGAGAUUUUCCUAGAUUACUGCUCCUCAAGGGGCUUUAGCUAAAAAGCCAUGGAAUGUAAUACUGUCAACUGUAAAGCAUGGUUUGGCGAACUACAGCAAUGCAAGCCAUCAUGCUAUUGUACCAGCAACCACACUGGGAGUGAUGAUAGAUAUUUGUGAGCAUGCUGUGGACUUUUUUGGGAGAUGGGAGGGGGAGGGGGAGGGGGUUGGGUGUGGUCUCUCUUAAUCAGGUAGCAUCCCAUGCUCACUAAUGUGGGCAUAAUGUUUACAAGCAGUGUAUAGUACACUAGUUUAAAGUGUAUUUUCUAAUACAUUUUCAAAACAUAACCCUAUUUGCUAAGUGCUAAACAUUAAUAUAAUUAUUAUUGAAUUUUGUUUUUGGUUUAUGAAAUGUCUUCAAAGGGAAAAAAAAUGCUACUAAAUGCAUUUAUUAGAAUGGUCUUAACUAUAUAAAAUGCUGCAAAGAUGUAUUUUAAAUAUAUAAAAUGCCAAAAAAAAACUAAUAAAAAGAACCUCAGCUGUUAGUUUGCAACAUGCUGACCUCAGAUGUAUGCCCUCUAAUUGUGCAUUAUACUUUUGAGGCUUAAUGAGAUGUUUUAUAUGGGAAUGUUAAUUACUUGAACAUGAAUUGAAAGCUUUGCCAUGGUUCAAAAAGUGACCAAGACAACCAUUGUUUUUCAUGUAAUCUGUACAUUCUGCUCAAACUUACCUGCAUGCAAUCAUUCAAGAGUUUCCAAAUGUAUGUUCUGCAAUCUACCAACACCCUUUGUGUGGAGUUAUAUCACUAUGCAGGUGCAAUUUCAGUGUAGGGAUAAAGCAUAGCACAUUCUGGAAAACUGUUCCACAUUUCAUUUUCUGACAUUUGUAUUAGUCAUGUAUCACUUAAAAAAAUAAAACUUAACCUACAGCUAUCUACACUGCAUAGCUUCGCUGAGUUCUGCGGGACGUGGUCCAGGGAAACUUCUAUUCUAACGCUCAAGCUCACACUCAGGCUGUGGGUUGUGAAGACUGAAGCUGGAACCCAGUCAUUUUUUGCCAUAAGUCUAGUUUCAUUUAAGCAACAGUUAUUUAUCAUUUUUUUCUUAAUUCAGCCAAGACAGGCUAAUUUAAUCUAGCUGUUAUAAUGUGGCACAUCUGUCCAGCUUUCUUUUCUUAUUGGCUUUCUUUUUUCAAGAAAAUCAUUACAUUUACUUGUUUGUCUUGGUGUGCUUUUUGAAUUAGAUUAUGUAUGUCUUGCUUUUGCUGUCCCUGGGUCCUCUUUGAAAAAACAAGAUGUUACAUGUGGCUUUUGGCAAUAUGGAAAGUUUUAAAUAAAUAUAACAUCAAUCUUAAAAUAAUGUAAUUUAAAUAAAAAAGGGUACUAUUAAAUAUUGUACAUGAAAGGUUAUUUAAAUUUACAGGAGCUUAAUUCUGUGUAUGCAUGUGUUCAUAUAUUUAAGCCUAUGGGAUGUCCAGCUGGCCCACAAAAAAUGUUGUGUUGAUACUAUUGUUACUUUGUUAUCAACAUUAAAGCUGCUUUGAUUACUAAUGUUCUGGGUUUAAAAGUCCUGGAAAAACUCGAUUCAAACUGUAAAACAAUUAAAAAAAUGUAAAACUCAAGUCUGCAUGUUAAAAAUCUGCUUGGAUAAAUGGAAAUCCUGUUAAAUGUGUACUGUGUCAUCACUUCAUUGUAUUACCAUUUUAAACGUUUUACUAUCCAAUUUUUUUUUUUUUUCUCGUGCCCUGGUACACAACUUGAACCAGUUUUACGUCACUAAAAUUCAUGUCUCUUGUUUUUGCCAUGAAGCACAACAUGUACAUGGGGCAGCAGUGUGGAGUAGUGGUUAGGGCUCUGGACUCUUGACCGGAGGGUCGUGGGUUCAAUCCCAGGUGGGGGACACUGCUGCUGUACCCUUGAGCAAGGUACUUUACCUAGAUUGCUCCAGUAAAAACCCAACUGUAUAAAUGGGGAAUUGUAUGUAAAAAAAUAAUGUGAUAUCUUGUAACAAUUGUAAGUCGCCCUGGAUAAGGGCGUCUGCUAAGAAAUAAAUAAUAAUAAUAUUAUUGUCUAAAUCCAGCGUUUCAUGCAUGUUCUGAACUACUCAAGUAUUUUAUAAAAACAGUAGCACACAAUAAAUGUUGUGCAUGAGCUGCUGCUUCA